GACAUGGAGAAGAUAAACAGACGAGUAGCACAGCCGCUGUUGACGUUGUGUACAUCUGAAAUGAGCGUUUAAAUGUUUGUGGGACGCGGCGUUUCAAGUCACAUUUGUUAACUUGGUUUUUAUUUUAUUGAAGCUUCAUUGUCAAGGGAAACGCUAAUGGUUUUGUCAACAUGGACAGUGACUUAAGUCCUCAGGAUAAAAAAGACUUGGACAAGUUCAUUAAGUUCUUUGCCUUGAAGACUGUUCAGGUGAUAGUCCAAGCCCGUCUUGGAGAGAAAAUCUGCACUCGUUCUUCCUCAUCACCUACAGGCUCUGACUGGUUUAAUUUGGCAAUCAAAGACAUCCCAGAGGUGACUCAUGAAGCCAAGAAGGCACUGGCUGGUCAGCUUCCAGGCAUCGGACGCUCCAUGUGUGUUGAGAUCUCCCUAAAGACAUCGGAGGGUGACUCAAUGGAGUUGGAGACUUGGUGCCUGGAGAUGAAUGAAAAGUGUGAUAAGGACAUCAAGGUGUCAUAUACAGUAUACAACCGUCUGUCUGUCCUUCUGAAGUCUCUCCUGGCCAUCACCAGAGUGACACCUGCCUACAAACUGUCCAGAAAGCAGGGACAUGACUAUGUCAUAUUAUACAGGAUUUACUUCGGGGAAGUCCAGCUGAGUGGAUUAGGGGAAGGUUUUCAGACAGUGCGUGUCGGUGUCGUUGGCACACCUGUUGGCACAGUCACACUUUCAUGUGCUUACCGCACCAACCUGGCAUUCAUGUCUAACAGGCAGUUUGAGCGGUCAGCUCCUAUCAUGGGGAUCAUCGUGGAUCACUUUGUGGACCCUCCGGGCAGCAACCUGCGUCCUGCAAAUGUGGGACACCCCUGCAACUACAGAGCUCCAGAUGAGGAUGACGGACUAUUUGCAGGAGUUCAGGAUUCACAGGAGGUCUGCACCACCUCCUUCUCCACCUCCCCUCCCUCUCAGUGUGUGUGUACACUGAGUCCUUCUCCUUCUAAACUGUCUAAGCCCCUCCCUCUGGACAGUCUGCAGCUUCCAGUGGCUCCUGGACUUGUCACUCACACUCUCUACACUUCCAGGUUAUCCUACCAGCCUCCAGCUCUAGCAGGAGCUGCUGAUCUUUGUCACCCUGCUGCCAAUCCAAACCAGAUGUUGCAUGCUGGGAAGGAAGGCGGGGUUGUGUUGGUUCCUGCCCAUCCUCAUCAUGGAGCAGAUGCCCAUCUGACAGUAGAGCAUGCCGCCAACACACCUGGCAGCAGCGGUGAUGAUGACGGUCUGACGCAGAGUGGAGAAGGAAGGAGGGAUGAAGGGAGGAGGAGUGUUUCUCCAUCAGACCCCGUGGAGUCUCUCAAUGCGUUCACCAGGAAAGUUGGAGCCUUUGUCAAUAAACCAGUCACACAGAUAACGGCAGCCAGUCUUGAUCUGCCAUUUGCUGCAUUUGCUCCUCGAGGCCUGGACUCGGAGGAGAAUGACCCCAUGGUGCAGCCUCCAGACUCACCUGCCUGCCCGUCCCCCCUCCAGGCCAGCCUUCAUUCUCAGGGCUCAGAGGGAUCAGGGCAGCAGGACGAUUUCGUCAUGGUCGACUUUCGACCCGCCUUCUCUAAAGACGACUUGCUGCCGAUGGAUUUGGGCACCUUCUACAGGGAGUUUCAGAACCCUCCACAACUGGCCAGCCUCUCACUACACAUCAGCUCCCAGUCAAUGGCCGAUGACCUGGACUCGCUGCCAGAGAAACUGGCCGUCUACGAGAAAAACAUAGACGAGUUUGACGCUUUUGUGGACAUGCUCCAGUAGAGGAGGAGAGAGGACUACGUGUGGGAAAAGACUAAAUGGAUGAUGGAAAAAAAAGUGAAAGUGAAAGGUAGAGGCAGACUGGAGACUCUGUAGUUGUUUGUCCUGUGAGAAUCAGUCAGACUAAAUCACCAAGUUUUAAUGUGAAGCUCCUCAUUUCUGACAUUUUCCUGUUCAGCACGCUCACUUCGCUUGCCAGCUUGUACAGAUAGUCCUCUUCACUGUAAAUACUGUAUUAUUUCCUCUGACACUGGUACCCCCCCCCCCACCCUCUCAUCUGAUCUGGUAGUGUUAAUUCAAACUGAAAAUCUUUGUUUUCCCAUGUGGCACACAGCUGCUCGUCAUCAGUGUUUAAUCAGAAAAUCAGAUCAUGUGGUUUUCUGUCACUUUAGACAGCCAUGCAAUUCAAGGACAGACACAGCUUUUGUCAACUGUAGUUCACUAUAAUCUCUCCCACCCUGCUGAAGGUUUCCUUUACAUUACAGCCCUACUGCUCAUAUCCGAGCUAAAGGUCAAAGAUGAGUGAUCUUACUCUAGAAAUCAAACCUCUACUGUUUGUGUGAAGCACUUCAGAAAAGGCUUUUUCUUUAAAAGUAAAAUUUUGAAAAAAAGCUGGACUUGGCAAAGAAAAUUGCACUUAGCCUUACAGUGGAAGUCUUGAGUUGUAAUUCAAGUGUCCAGCUUCACAUAGAUGAGUUUCAACAGCAAAAAAUCAUUAAUUAUUUACCCUAGCUAGGUGUUCCCAGCUGGACUGGGGAUUUAAACUGCCAACUUCAAUGUCAGCAAAUGGGCCCAUUGAAUUUGAAGUGAAUUUACUACAGCCCUUAUAUGUAGAGAAAACACAUAUUCCACAGUGAGUUGUGGAACUAUGCUUCCUUGCCAGUUAAAGUACACUUAGCUAAAAUUAAUGCAACAGCCCUGCAAUAAAUCCUACCUUCAUGAAAAUUAUAGUGUUCAGUUUGUGGUGCUGUUGGAGCAUACAGAGGUGUUUGAUAUUUGUCCACCUCUGUAUAAUAAUAUAAUGGCACCAAACUAAACAUUAAAAUCUUAAUGAAAGUAGGAUUUAUUGCAGGACUGUUUCAUUAGUUUUACCUUCCUAAUAAACUAAAGUCCGUACAACAUGCAUAUGUAUAUUUUUGGAUUUUGUAAAGGUGGGAUAAACAUUUGCAGCUGUCCACAGAAGGCAUCAGGUCACCAUCCAUGACUGUUUGGUUGAAAGCUUUAAUUUAAACAUUUGUUGUUGGUCUAGGUGUCCUAAUAAAGCAUGGCUGCUCUGUUGAAACAAC
Seriola dumerili (greater amberjack) is the source of this 3076-nucleotide messenger RNA. It is a transcript of the gene atg13, whose product is annotated as autophagy related 13. The record is from RefSeq and is a predicted model, not a curated record. The transcript is spliced from 18 exons. Lineage: Eukaryota; Metazoa; Chordata; Actinopteri; Carangiformes; Carangidae. Gene Ontology annotation, biological process: protein localization to phagophore assembly site; autophagosome assembly; mitophagy. Gene Ontology annotation, cellular component: extrinsic component of membrane; cytosol; Atg1/ULK1 kinase complex. The coding region runs from base 171 to 1793 and encodes 540 amino acids.